AUGGAACAAAAGAGUGAUAAUGAAAUUAACACGCUCGAAGAAGUUCCACGCAUAUUUUUCGACUCAUCAACGCCGGAUGACUGUGUUCUUUCAAUAUUAUCUGGACUUCCACCAGUUUUCGAUGAAAAAUUCGGAGAAGCAUUAGAUAAACAGAUAAAAAUAGCAGAAAGCUCAAUAGGAAUCGUCUCAGAAGAGUUAACAAAGCAUGUAUAUGCCUCUCAGGAUUCAAUUUUUGAUGCCACAUCACGAUUUCUUAAAUUACAAGAACAAGUCGAAAAUUCUACACGUUACAUUUCAUCAAUACGUAGUGAAAUCACAUCAGUACGUGAAAAUACGCUUGAUCCAAUGAUAAAUGUAUAUACUCACAUUCGAAAUCUUAAAAGAUAUAAUAAAAAUUCGAAAGUUGUUCAUUUUACUAAAUGUUUGUUACUAAUAGACGAAAUAUUACAUUCUAGACAAUUCAUUACAGCAUCAUACAACUAUGAAUGCAUUAAAAAUAUUUUAAAUCAAGAUGAUUUAAGUUAUUCACCAGAAAUUUAUGAUAAAUUCUACGCAAUUGGAUUUCCUGAUUUCCCAACUGAUGUUUGUGGGGAAUCAGAUCCUCUAAAAAUUGGCGAAUUGAAAAAAAUCGGUUGCAUAUCAGAAAUUCUUGAAUCAAUACAACAAUUUCCAUCUAACCUAGAAACAAUACUUACAAAGGAGCUUCAAGAAUUAUCCGAAACCUUCGACGAACAAAAAUAUUCCGAAGUUAUUGCUUCAUAUCUCUUUAUCAGUGAAUCACCACCAAUUGCAAAGAUGCUUGUUAACAUCUACACCAAAUUACUUCACGAUCGAGCCUACGCAUACUUCGAAGCUUCGAGUAAUGACAUUGAUACAUUAUUUAGGUUUAUGGAUACGAACUGCGCCCUUCUUAAAAAAUUCCAGACAUUCAUACAGUUCCAUUCUGAUAACAGUCAGAUCACAGAUAUCAUUGAUAAAAUAAAUCCGGAUUAUAUUAUCCCAAAAAUUGAUGGAGAACGCUUUGAUAAUAUCCUAUCAUCAAUUCUUACAGGUUUCCAUGAUAAUUUCAACCAUUUUUAUUCGGCUGCUGAGUCUUCUGUCCUUCAAUUUUUAUCUCGUAUUAAUUGUAAGUCAUUGGAUGCUCUUUCCUUCAUCAAACUUGUCCGAGGCCUCAAGGAAUUCACAUCCAUACUUACCUGCGAAGGAAUCCAAGACUGGCUCCAAAUAACUUCUUCCGAAUAUCUCCAACGCUACACAAGUGCCUGUAUCAUGUCAACCAGGCAAGCAAUAGCAUCAGAUAGUUGGGCACCUGUACCAAUUGAGUCCGAUUUCCUUCAACACGUUCAAACUGUUCCAUGUGAUGAGCAAAUCUUCGAAUUUCCAACAGAUGAAGAGCCAACGAAGCGAUAUACAUGUAGUAGUGCCAUGCAAUGUGUACGAAUCAUACAUUCUUUGGUAUGUUUGUCGGUUGAAUUAAACAAGGAAUCUUGUAUUUCCUUGAUUAUCAACGUAAGUAGUACAUACGUUGCUGGCAUUAUCAAUACAUUCUGUUCACCCUAUCCUUUGCUCACUGUUUCCGAUGGUUCCGUGUCAUUUUCCCAGAAAUUAACUCGAAGUUUUCAAAAUUCUUUUGUUGAAAACCUCAAAACAACACUCAGAUUGAUCGGACACUUGUCGCUAACAGAGCAAAGACCAGUAGAGAGUGCAGAGUCCCACUUGAUGCAGAUGAUUGUAGGAACAGAAGGUUUGAAACUCUUGAGUUGGUACUUGAAAGGAAUUAAAAAUUAUUUGAAUACAAUUGAAAAUGAAAAAGUGACAAAAUUUUAUGACAUCACUGUUUUUCAAUUGUUGAAACAAUGCAGGCCUAACAUCUCUGCAUUCUGUGCAAGGAAUUUCAUGAAUAUCAAGCAGUUAAAGUAUCAAAUCAUUGCUGCAGAUUGGAAUGUUCAAGAAAUUACAAUAGAAUAUCAUGGUUUCGUUUCUAUUUUGAAGAAAUCGCUUGAAAACUUGUCUAAAACAUUGUUAUCAUUCCAAUUACCAAGAGAUGUAUCUGAUGACAUAUGGAGAGGCACGUGGAUGAGAAUUUGCAAUGUUCUAAUUCACGCUUUUGGUUCUGUAAGAGUUUGCAACAGCAAUGGAAGAUCUCUGAUGAUUGGAGACACAAGAGCUGCUGCAACUAUAUUCACAAAUAUGACGAAACUAACAGAUAUUGAUUACGUCGAUGUUUUGGACUACAUCAAUGCUUUCUUCUUUAAUUUGACUGAGUUUAGUUCUUGGUUGGAAAAAGCUUCUUUGAGAUACAAAUCUUCCUAUUUAGUUAACUUGAUAAGAACAGGGCUUAGCUGUAAACUGUCUUCAAAGGAUAUGAGAGACUUGCUAAGCAAAGUAGAAACACCUCCUAAAUAA
Trichomonas vaginalis G3 is the source of this 2406-nucleotide messenger RNA. RefSeq names its product syndetin family. The coding region runs from base 1 to 2406 and encodes 801 amino acids. Gene Ontology annotation, molecular function: SNARE binding. NCBI's taxonomy places the organism in Eukaryota, Parabasalia, Trichomonadida, Trichomonadidae. The record is from RefSeq and is a predicted model, not a curated record. Gene Ontology annotation, cellular component: EARP complex. Gene Ontology annotation, biological process: endocytic recycling; retrograde transport, endosome to Golgi. The transcript has a single exon.